CUUCUUGUUCCUGGUUCAGCGUCGUCGCCGAACAUGGUUUUGGCCUGGAAUUCCGACGGAAAGUCUCAAACUUUCGAGCCAUUAACAUGAAUUCCUCAGUGUCAUUGCAAGCUCUCAGUUUCUUCGUUUCUUCAUCUCAUUCUCUGCGACUCGCGAGGCCACAGAAAUGGCGGUCGAUUGUGACGAUGAGGGACAGGAGCAACAAUCCUAGGCCGUUGCAGAAAGGGAGAAACCUCAGCAUCGAAGCGAUUCAGACCGUCCAAGCCCUGAAGAGAACGCAAAAAGACCAUCGCAGUUUGGAAAAGUUCUUCGAUUUGAAAUUCCGGCGAUUGCUGAAGUUCGACAUGAUGGCCGUUCUUCGCGAACUCCUCCGACAGAACGAAUGUCUCUUGGCACUCAAGGUUUUUGAGGACAUCAGAAAGGAGUACUGGUACAAGCCUCAGGUCUCACUGUACGCUGAUAUGGUCGGAGUGUUUGGUAAUAAUGGAUUUCUUGAGCAAGUUGAACUUGUUGGCUUGUACUUGAAAAAAGAAGAAGCUAAUUUACGGCCUGAAAUUGAGGGUUUCAACGCUCUGUUGAGGGCUUUAGUUAGUUUGAACAUAGCUGAGCUAGCUAUGGAGUGUUAUUGUUUGAUGAAACAGGUCGGUUGUGACCCAGAUAGGUCGACUUUUAGAAUACUCAUAAAUGGCUUGGAAUCAAUGGGAGAAACAGGUGCUUCAGCUAUUGUGAGGUUAGAUGCUCAGAAGUUCUAUGGUGAAUCUUUGGAGUUUUUGGAUGAGAUUGAAGAUUUAGCACCAAAAUUAGCAAAUGUAUAGGAUUAUAUAUUGAACAAUUAUUGAAAUCUCUUUCUUGCUAAAUUGUAUAUUGUCAUAUUGAAAAAAUAUUUUGUUACCGGUUGUCUACUGAAAAAAGGAAAUGCUUUUUGUAGGAAAUUGAUUCCCUGGAAUUCCAUUUUGAGAAGCAUUUGAUGAUGUAAAUAACCCUAGUGAACCAGGAAUUAUGAGCAUUUGAUGAUUUUUAAGCCACAUAUAUAAGUUUUCAAA
Messenger RNA from Morus notabilis, 1043 nucleotides. Its product is annotated as protein THYLAKOID ASSEMBLY 8-like, chloroplastic. Lineage: Eukaryota; Viridiplantae; Streptophyta; Magnoliopsida; Rosales; Moraceae. The record is from RefSeq and is a predicted model, not a curated record. The coding region runs from base 87 to 815 and encodes 242 amino acids. The transcript has 2 exons. Gene Ontology annotation, biological process: Group II intron splicing; chloroplast organization. Gene Ontology annotation, molecular function: RNA binding; protein binding.